CAAAUCAAAACUCGACAUAUUCAAAAUGAAGGGCUCAGGUAUUCUGUCAGCGUUGGCCCUAGCUAGCUUCUCAGCUGCUCAGACACCAGCGGGAUUCGAACCGGUCGUCGAGCAGAAGCUUGAGGUCGCCUUCGGCACCAAGUCCGUGACGCCAGGCUUAGCGUUGGCGAAAACUGACACUGCGAGGCAGCCAACCAUUGGGCUAAGUACUCCAGCAGAUGGAACCUACUUGUGGAUGAUGAUCGACAUCGAUGCAUCCACCAACUUCAUCAACCCAGGCGCCGGGCAGCCAGCCACGUACCUGCACACGGUGAUCCGGGACUUCAAAGCGAGCGGCGCCGCCUCCGCCGACGGCGUGACCACGCUCACGUCGACGUCCAACACGCCCGUCGCGUGGUUCGCGCCGGCGCCGCCGGCCGAGAACCCCCCGCACCCGCACCGCUACACGAACCUGCUGUGGGAGCAGCCCGAGAACUGGCAGGUCCCCGCGGCCGCCAGCCAGAUGCUGCAGAGCCAGAAGUCCGGGUUCAACGUCCCGAAAUUCAUCACGGCGGCGGGGCUGAGCGCGCCGAUCGCGGCGAAUUAUUUUAAUGUUACCGGUUAA
Molecule: messenger RNA, 604 nt
Organism: Hypoxylon fragiforme
Lineage: Eukaryota; Fungi; Ascomycota; Sordariomycetes; Xylariales; Hypoxylaceae
Product: PEBP-like protein
Exons: 3
Coding region: 26-604 (192 amino acids)
Biological process (GO): regulation of proteolysis; regulation of Ras protein signal transduction
Molecular function (GO): peptidase inhibitor activity; phospholipid binding
Source: RefSeq, a predicted model, not a curated record